AUGCCUGAACUUUUUAAGCGCAUUGAGAGCACGGGCAUUGGCCAGCCCGAUGAAGCAGCCCCAGCAUAUGACGACGUCAUUCAUCUCCACGGGCCUGCGCAUGGCUUCGCGCACUCUUCAUCCUCGGGCUAUGCCGCUGUGCCCCAGACCGAUGUCGAGCACGACGCCCCCACCCAUGACCACCAUGGCCUGGCACCAAGCACGCAGCAGCGACCCCAGGAAACCCUCGCGCAGACCAUCGCUGGCGUGUUCCGCCCCAAGCCGCACGUCCACUGCGAAGAAUGCGACAGGCAAACUGAGAGGCGAGAGCGAAGGGAGGCUAAACGACAUUGCUGUGCGAUGGUCGCGUCGGUAUUCAUGGUACUGUUCCUCUGCGGAAUGAUAUUGGGAAUUGUCAUCACAAAUGCGGCGGCGAGAAGGGCAAAGUUGCACCAUGGUUGA
Molecule: messenger RNA, 441 nt
Organism: Paraphaeosphaeria sporulosa
Lineage: Eukaryota; Fungi; Ascomycota; Dothideomycetes; Pleosporales; Didymosphaeriaceae
Exons: 2
Coding region: 1-441 (146 amino acids)
Source: RefSeq, a predicted model, not a curated record